Aspergillus terreus NIH2624 is the source of this 360-nucleotide messenger RNA. RefSeq names its product protein lcl2 (gene lcl2). The transcript is spliced from 2 exons. The record is from RefSeq and is a predicted model, not a curated record. Lineage: Eukaryota; Fungi; Ascomycota; Eurotiomycetes; Eurotiales; Aspergillaceae. Bases 1 to 360 code for a protein of 119 amino acids.
AUGAUCUCCUGGAUCCGAACUCUCGGGGCAUUGCUCCUGCUGGCCUCCGUGGCCCAAGCCCAAUUCCAGUUCUUUGAGCAUAUGUUUGGCAACGGUGGACAUCAGCAGCAAAGGUCGCAGAACGUCCCUAGUGACAGUGCACGCUACCAGAGCAUGUGGGACUCUGCGCAAUGCGACAAAUACCUCUGUCCUGGAACCCUUGCAUGUGUUCAUUUCCCGCAUCACUGCCCCUGUCCACACCCCGAUGUCGAAGAGAAAGUCGAGCUUGGUGAAGGAAGCGCCGUCUGCGUUUCGCGGGGAGGAUACCGCCAAGGUGAAGCGUCGCGAAAGAUCGAACUGGCGCGUAAGGGACUUCUGUGA